Carassius gibelio (silver crucian carp) is the source of this 4343-nucleotide messenger RNA. RefSeq names its product 3-hydroxybutyrate dehydrogenase, type 1 (gene bdh1). Bases 35 to 1114 code for a protein of 359 amino acids. Lineage: Eukaryota; Metazoa; Chordata; Actinopteri; Cypriniformes; Cyprinidae. Gene Ontology annotation, molecular function: oxidoreductase activity. The record is from RefSeq and is a predicted model, not a curated record. The transcript has 5 exons.
CCGCCAGACUUGUCAACAGUCAGUUCAAGUCAAGAUGGCUGCGCUGCCGCUGGUGAGGGUCGCGCUGCUCGUCGCGUUCUCGGUGUUUCUGACGCUUGUCCUGGGCUUCGGCUUACCGUCUGUGCUCAACAUCUUUGCGCGGUACUGCGGCUUCCCGGAGGCGAGCGUCACCGAGAGCAUAGUGCUGCUGUACGCGCUGUUCGUGCUGUAUGUGGCCAUGCCGCGCCUGCCUCGCGGGACAGUGACGGUUGAAGGGAAAGCGGUGCUCAUUACCGGCUGUGACACUGGAUUCGGACUUGCUUUGGCCAAGCACUUUCACAAGCUCGGUUUCACUGUGUUUGCAGGUUGUCUGUUUAAGGACGGAGAAGGUGCGAAGGAGCUGGAGAGCCUUCACUCAGAGAAGCUGAAGGUGUUGCAGCUGGACGUCUGCAGUGAGGAGCAGGUCUCUGAGGCGCUUCAGGUCCUGACCGCUGGCCUGGAUGAGCCAGAGAAAGGUCUGUGGGCUGUGGUCAACAAUGCUGGUAUCUCCACAUUCGGUGAGGUGGAGUUCACAACCAUGGACACAUACAAGCAGGUUUCAGAGGUCAACCUGUGGGGCACCAUCAGAGUGACCAAAGCCUUCCUGCCCCUCAUCCGCAGGGCUAAAGGUCGCGUGGUGAACAUCGCCAGCAUGUACGGUAGAAUGGGAAACGCUCUCCGAUCCCCUUACUGUGUAUCCAAAUACGGAGUGGAGGCCUUUUCUGAUUGUCUCAGGUAUGAAAUGAAGGCUUGGGGCGUUAAAGUUUCCGUCGUUGAGCCUGGAAACUUUAUCGUGGCCACUGGUAUCCUGACACGUGACAUAGUCACGACAACGGCAGAGAAGCUCUGGAAGGAGGCGCCCCCUGGUGUCCAGGAGGACUAUGGGAAAGGUCACUUUGAGCAGUACAUGGCUCUCAUGCGCUCCUACUGCAACAGCGGCCAGCGAGAGAUCGAGCCGGUUUUAGACGACAUCACCGAUGCCAUCACGUCCAAAUGUCCGUACACACAAUACAACCCCAUGGAGCCGCACUGGUGGAUCCGCAUGCAAAUAAUGACCCACCUUCCUGCGGCCAUCUCAGACAGACUCUACUUCUGAUGUGAUGCCAACUUCCAAUACGUUCGUCACAGGGGGAAUCAACGAAUUAAUAUAUGCCAUAUUGAACGUAAUAGUAUACAAUCUUUUAAAUAACAAUCCAAAAAAGAAUUAGCAUACAAUCUUAAAUUUGAAAAAAAGAAUCACAAAAGGAAUAUUCUCGGUAAAAUAUGUGUGAUACCAAGGGAAAUAAGACAAGUCUACAUUAUUUUGUCAAAAAAUUAUUCUUUUAAAGAGAUAGUUCACCCAGAAAUUAAACUUUGCUGUUCUUUUCCUCACCCUCAGCUCAUCCAAGAUGUAUUUGACAAUUUUUCUUCAGUAGAACAGUAAAGAAGAUUUUCUGCUGAAACGGUGAUCCUUGGUGAUUCAUAAAUGCAUGUCACCAGCUGCUGUCACUUUAAGAGACAAAAGAAAAAAAAAACAUACAUGCAAGACAAAAUGAAUACCUGUUACUCUUUAUAAUAUUCUGAGGUCUUAUGAAGCAAAACAAUCAAUCUGUGCAAGAAACUGAACAUUAUUGUUAUUAUUAUCAUCAUCCCCAUUAUGUUUAAUCCAGAGCCUCAUGCACUCCUGUCUUGCUCAGUUUCUGAUUGUUUCGCUUCAUGAUACUUCACUAUAUAUUGUCAGGGGUUUUUGUGUCUGUCAAAGUACCGGUAGCUAUUAACUCGCAUUUAAUGAAUCACCAAGGACCACGGUUUCAGCUAAAAAAUCUUCUAUAAAAGAGAAGAGGCCUGAGUGUGAGGAAAUUCACUGCACACUUUCAUUUUUGGCUGAACUAUACCUUUGAGUUUAAAUGUAUGCACUUCGAUUCACUUUAUCGUAUUUUAGACACAUCAAUGGUUAAGUAUUUUGGAAAAUGUGAACACUUCCCAUUAUUUUGAUUUGGUCUCGCAGACAUUUCCAUAGAGCGAUCACGAAUCCCCAGAGGCCUGAAGCCAGCAGCAGUGAAAAGCAGCAUUAUACAGCGCGUCCCGGCUGGCUGCUGAUGUGGCAGAUGUCUGAGUGUGGCUCUUUUCAUUGAAAGGAUGAACCCACAGAUGAACAAAAGAGGACGACUGUGGUUCUGUCAAUGCUUUCUUAGGAGAAACAAUAAGAGGGAGGGGCUGAAAGAGUUAUGAAAGAGUCAACACAUUUUCCCUUUAUGAGCAUUUCUUCCAAGAAUCUGAAUGAUUACAUUUUGAGGUUUUAUGAGAUCACUUGCCAUUCACUUUAGCAAAUUUUGUGCUGAAAUGUUCUGAAUGUUAAAAUUAAUGUAUACAUAUGCAGCAUUCCAAUUUGCAUAGUUCUAUGCAAUAAAAAGAUGUCCUUCGCUUCAUCGUAUGUAGUAAGACUGGCUGUGUUAAAAACAGCACACAAGCAUACUGUUCUUACUGUUGUUGCAGUAUGUAGUAUGUACUAGCAUUCAAAAGUUUGGGAUCAGUAUGAUUUUGAAAGGAGUCUCUUCUGCUCACCAAGGCUGCAUCAAAAUAUAUGCAUUCUGAUCAAAAGUACAGUAAUUAUAUGAAAUAUUGCAAUUUAAAUCACAAAUUUGUAACAUAAAUAUGGUCACCAUUGGUUAAUUUAAUGUGUUCUUGGUGAUAUACAUAUAAACUACUGACCCCAAACCUUUGAAUGGCAUUAUAGUUUGCACAGAAUGCAGAUUUUAUGAAUGAGAGCUUAGAGCGUGGACUUGUUUCCCACAAUUCAAUGCACUCGACUUCACCUUCCAUCAAGAGUGAUCGCUUGUGAUUUUUCACAACUCUUGCUUCAGUUAUAAAAAAAAAGGUAAUAAUUGGAAGCCACUGAAUUAAUCCUUUAGUAUUUUCAUAUUUUACAGUUAAAAUGUGUAGAAUAAAGCUUUACUGCUUUACUGAAAAAGUACAAGUACACAAUGUAUACUGCACAAUAGUAAGAUCUAGUAUACAAUUUUGAACAUAGCCAGAAUGGUAGAAACAUCCACAUUAUACAUUUCUGAACCAGAACCCAUUUAAAUUUGCUUGGAAGCAUUAAAGCCUCUAUAUAAAUUAUUUUUAUUAUAACUUUUUUUAUUUUGAAAUGUAAGGAUAAUACGAUUAGCAACUGCUGUGGCAGUUUCAGUAUUGCAUUGCUGGCUUUUUUUAAAUGACUGAACAUUCCUUAAGAUAAUUGUCACAAACCACUACUCUUUCCUUAAUGCAAGGGCUAAUAGGCAUUAUUAGCCUAAACACCUCAUAUAUAUAUAUAUAUAUACACUGAAAAAAUUAUACUAAAAUUUUAAGGUAAGUCGUUGCAAACAGUUUAUUUUAGCUACAUAAAAAAUAUAUGUUGACAUGUCAACUGAGUGUUUAUUUAAAUGAAGCUAAAAUAAAUUGAUUGCAACCACUUACCUUAAAAUAUUGUCAAUUCAGUGAAUCAUUUUCAGUGAUGUAUUACAUUUGAAACACUAGGAUUUGGCAUUCACUUAUGCUGAUUUCACAAACUAUAUAUAUCCACUAGAAUGGAUUGCAUGGGAACAGGAAUGUCAUCAAAUGAUGGCCACCAGAGAGAGCAGUUGAGUUGGCAUCCGAAGCCAUCAACCUCUUUCAAAAGAAAAACACUAACAGUAUAAUCAAAUAGUGUAUCGCGGUAUGACUUUGCUCUCUCUACACAUAAUGUUAUUGCCUAAUACAGACCAAGUGUUUGCAUGGCUUUCUUGAUUUCUUGUGAAUGUGAAAACCAGUAGAAGAAGUGUAUGCAAGUUUCUACAAAAUUCAUUCUACAAGAUUAGUUGAGAAACUCGUUGCGGUGUGCUUUGUGUUUAAUAUAACUUACUGUAUGUUGCAACACGAUAAUACAGUACUGUAUGCACAGCAUUCACAUCUAAUAUUUUAGGGAUUUUCUCUGGCUUUGCUUGUGCAAUCAUGGAGAGUACAUUUAUGUAUUUAGGGAACUCUGCAUACGCAAGUAAUUGCGCUCGUAAUGGUCACACGGUGCCCCAGUGGUUCUCUAUCAAAUCCUUUCUCUUCCUACAGCUGACAUGUUUCAGAUUGUUUCAGUAUGCAUUUUGACUGUCUUUUUAUUAAUUGUCUCACGCACAGCAUGUGUAAAGACAUUAUGAUUCCCAGUAGGUCUUCAUUAAAUGCCUUCAAUAUCUUUUCUAUAGCAGUGCUACACAAAAUCAUGCAGGAUAACAUUUCAAUGACAUUUACUCAUUAAGCUUUUAUAUAUAGUUUUAACCUCUGAAAUUGUGACACCACAUUUAUGCUUUGGAUGAUAUUAAAGAGAUGUCAAAAUA